AUGUCUACGCUGGGCGAUAUGCAAAAGCAGCUAUCCCAGAUCAUGGAGGAGGCGAAAAGGCAAGGCUACAAGGUCGAGGAAGCCAUCCCGGAGAAUAUGCAGAAUCUUUUCUUGGGGAUGAGCGAGCUCAAUGCAGCGCGCGAAUACAUCCAUGAGAUUCAAGCUCGUGAGCAGGACCUUCAAGCCGAUAACAACGUCCUGCGAGCCAAACUCAAGGAAAAGGAAGCCGAAAUUAACGACCAGCCAGCAGAACUCAAGGCCCUCAAGAUCGAUCUCCAACAAGCGCGUCGUCAAAUCGACUAUUACCGUGAUCUGUCCGAGGAUUCCCGACGGCGUGCACAACGCUACCAGCGCGAUCUUUCUCUCGCUGUCAGGGACCAAGUUGCCUUCAAUGAAGUUACCGCGAAAACAGAGCGUCUACAGAACGAGCUUGGCCAGCACCAGUCGACGAUUCAGCAACUACAGACAGAAAACGAACGCGCAGCCAAAACUUUCGCUCAACUUCGAGCGCAAGACGCACGGCUCAUGGCAGUCAACGAAGCUCAAGUCGCUGCCAUUUCGUCACACGCUUCUCAAAUCGAGAACGAAAACGAACAAUUUAACGAAACACUCACCGCGCUCAUUGAUAAUCUAGAAUCUGAGAUUUCAUCCGCCACCGCCUUAGUCAAUGAUAAAGCCGCCCUACUACGCCAUACAGAGAUACUGCACAACGCUAUCUUCAGUGAGGUAGCACCUUUAAAUCGGUUAUUCUCUCGUGCUUUCAAGAUGCUGCAAAUGUAUCAAACCCUUUUCCAAUCGCUCUCCAAUCCAUACGCCUCUGGCAUAGCUAGCUUACCCCUUGGGCUGGAUCCGCUCAUGGAAGGUGCCAUGCAGGACUUGUACGUUUACAACGAGGUGCACAAUACCAUGUGCCAAGGUUCGGGGCUUGCUGGAGAGCAAGUUCGUACACAUCUUAACGGUAUUUCGAAGAGCGCAAGCAACAUGCUAGAGAGCCUACAUUCUAUCAGAGGGGAUGUUGCACACUUUUUAGCGCGUCUGCAAAAAGAACCAGGCACAUGGGCGGCUAUGAAGGCAAGGUUCGGCAUAUCUGGUAAGAAGAAGGUCAUAUGA
Alternaria atra is the source of this 1110-nucleotide messenger RNA. RefSeq lists its product as uncharacterized. Bases 1 to 1110 code for a protein of 369 amino acids. Lineage: Eukaryota; Fungi; Ascomycota; Dothideomycetes; Pleosporales; Pleosporaceae. The record is from RefSeq and is a predicted model, not a curated record. The transcript has a single exon.